UGACGCAAACGUCACACUGCAGCUGGCCCUCCGUUGCUAGACAGGCGUGGAACUGUUUUAGCAUUACUUAGUAGAUGAGUUGUAUUUUGUUAUUUACUCGUGUUUACCGUAUCCGAUCUGGCGCAGUAAUCGCCGAUAAACUUUAUCACUGUUGAGGAAAACAAUAACGGCGACCAACGAGGAUGUUUAAAAAAUUUGAUGAGAAGGAAAAUGUGUCAAACUGUAUCCAGCUGAAAACAUCAGUGAUCAAAGGCAUCAAAAAUCAGCUGUUGGAACAGUUUCCUGACAUCGAGUCAUGGCUCAAUCACAUAAUGCCAAAAAAGGACCCUGUGAAAAUAGUGAGAUGCCAUGAACACAUUGAAAUCCUGACAGUGAAUGGAGAGCUGCUUUUCUUCAGACAGAGAGAAGGACCAUUCUACCCAACCCUCAGACUGUUGCAUAAAUAUCCCUUCAUUCUGCCACACCAGCAAGUUGACAAAGGUGCCAUUAAAUUUGUCUUAAGUGGCGCCAACAUCAUGUGCCCUGGGUUGACGUCACCAGGCGCUAAACUCUACCCAGCUGAAGCUGACACAGUAGUUGCCAUAAUGGCAGAGGGAAAACAACACGCACUUUGUGUUGGCGUUAUGAAGAUGUCUGCAGAAAGCAUAGAAAAAGUCAACAAGGGAAUUGGAAUUGAGAACGUUCACUAUCUGAAUGAUGGAUUGUGGCACAUGAAGACGUAUAAAUGAUGACGUCAAUGCCUGCGACGCCCACCGCCCACCAACCCCUCCCCCCGGAAAGUGUGGAGCUCUUGACAGUGAGGCAUGAGCUGCCAGUCAACUGUUUACACCUAUGGACUUAGCUGUGUAACCUGCUGGAGGCUUUGAAUCAAUCGCCAUUAUGCACAAAUAAAAAGAAAGAUCUUGCUUUAAA
Messenger RNA from Lates calcarifer (barramundi perch), 912 nucleotides. RefSeq names its product MCTS1 re-initiation and release factor (gene mcts1). The transcript has 6 exons. Gene Ontology annotation, molecular function: RNA binding. The coding region runs from base 183 to 728 and encodes 181 amino acids. Gene Ontology annotation, biological process: formation of translation preinitiation complex. The record is from RefSeq and is a predicted model, not a curated record. NCBI's taxonomy places the organism in Eukaryota, Metazoa, Chordata, Actinopteri, Centropomidae.